Xyrauchen texanus (razorback sucker) is the source of this 2604-nucleotide messenger RNA. Its product is annotated as mitogen-activated protein kinase kinase kinase 8-like. Bases 18 to 1463 code for a protein of 481 amino acids. The transcript has 8 exons. The record is from RefSeq and is a predicted model, not a curated record. NCBI's taxonomy places the organism in Eukaryota, Metazoa, Chordata, Actinopteri, Cypriniformes, Catostomidae. Gene Ontology annotation, biological process: protein phosphorylation. Gene Ontology annotation, molecular function: protein kinase activity; ATP binding.
UACCAGUGGCAGUGAGUAUGUGCCCUGCUGUGAACACACUUACACAAAGAAUCCAAUCAAGGAUGGAGCACAAGAAUGAAAAUGCUGGUAUAGAACUGCUUCUUGCUCACAUGAACAUCGAUGACUUCAUUCAAGAGGCAGAUCAUUUUUACUGUGUUGGCACGGAGGUGGAAUCAGAGGUCUCAUUUGAAGAAAGUUUCUCUCAAGACGACAUGGAUGAGAACGAGCAGACACCUGAGAUGGUAGCACCACAUGAUUUGCUCUCACGUAUGAAAAUUCAUGGAAAGGUCCAUUACGGAACACCAUCCGACCUCCAGGACUUUGUGAAUAUGAUCUCAAAUACACCGUCCUCCUCUCUCUCAGAAUUGCAUGAAGAAAUGGGUGUCCUGCUGAACAAUACAGACAUGGUCAUUAAGGAGGGGCAUUAUCGUAUUGACAUGGACGUUCUUCUGUUUCCAUGGAAACUCACCUACAAGCCUCCAGGCCCUGGACACAUUCCCAAAGGGUCAUUUGGGAAGGUCCAUCUGGCUCAGGACACCAAAACUCGAAAGCGAAUGGCAUGCAAACUGAUUCCUGUAGAGCAUUUCAAGCCUGCAGAUGUGGAAAUCCAAGCCCGGUUCCGGCAUGAGAAUAUAGCAGAGCUCUAUGGGGCACUGCUUUGGGAGCAGACGGUGCACUUGUUCAUGGAAGCAGGGGAAGGUGGCUCGGUUCUGGAGAAGCUGGAGAGCUGCGGCCCAAUGAGAGAGUUUGAGAUCAUCUGGGUCACUCAGCAGGUUCUACACGGCUUGGAAUACUUGCAUUCUCACAAGAUCAUACACCACGACAUCAAACCCAGUAAUAUUGUGCUGAUGUCCGCCAAAGCUGUACUGGUGGACUUUGGGCUUACAGUUCAGAUGAAGGAUGACAUAUAUGUUCCCAGGGACCUGCGUGGCACAGAGAUGUACAUGAGUCCAGAGUUGGUUCUGUGUCGAGGGCACAACACAAAGACCGACAUCUACAGUCUGGGAACCACAAUAAUACAUAUGCUGAGUGGCAGCCCUCCAUGGGUUAGGAGGUAUCCCCGAACAGCCUACCCCUCAUACCUCUAUAUAAUUCAUAAACAGGCCCCUCCUCUGGAAGACAUACCAGAAAGCUGUAGCCUUGCAAUUCGUAGGCUCCUGGAGCAUGCACUUGACAGGGUCCCUGCACAGAGGAGCUCUGCCACAGAAUUACUCAAUGAGGAGGCCCUCCAUCCAUCUCGGGAUGAUCAGCCACGCUGUUGGAGUUUGGAUUCUGCGCUAGUGGAAGGCACAUGCCCAUUGUUGCGACAGCAGUGUCAGCUUUCAGACAGCAACCAAGAUUCUUCCCUGUACACUGAGGACUCUGGGCAUUGUAAAAAGAAAGGAUCCCUCUAUAUCGAUCUGGGUGCCCUGGCUGGUUACUACAAUAUGGUGAGGGGGCCACCAACUAGUGAAUAUGGCUAGUUCAUCCACUGAUAAACCUGGGUGGUUUUUCAUACAUUUUUCUAAGAACCACUUGGGUAUUUGUAAAGCUGCCAUUCAUAUAAAUGCAACCAAAAUGCAUAGAUCGAUCUGACUAGUGGAACCAAACUCAACCACAACAUAGAUCGGACUUCAGAAAUCUUCAGUAUCUUUGUUGGCACUGAGAGACGAUGAGCUGUGUAAUUAAAGUUGGGAGUCUUUUGAAAUGUAAGAGACAUGUAAAUCAGCUUGAAAAGGAGAAAUAAGUUUUUAAUUGCUUGAUGUCACAACAUAUAUAAACAACUGUUUGUGAGGCACGAUCUUGUUGACGGUUCAAUUUCUUUGCUUUUAGAGCAUGAAAAAAUAAUGACAGCAUACUGUAUAGUAAAUACAAACUAAAACAAAUGUAUGUUGUUUUUUGUUUUUCAGACCUAACUUAAAUUGUAAAUCACUGUAGCAGUGUUAAGUGAAUGCAUUAUGUAUUCCAUAUUUUGUUUCAUUUACAGUACUUGUUACGGCAGGCUUUAGGGAGAGUAAAUCUGUAAAUUUAAAGCGUACCAAAAUAUUCAUGCAAAAGAUUAUUAGAAUACUAUACUAGAUUAUUGUUGCAAACUACUGUAUUAUGAUUCUUCUUUCUUUAGCAUAGCAGUGCUAUGUUAAAUAUGUGUCUACUUCAAUGAAUUACAAGGACAGACCUAUGUAUAAGGAUAUCCCUUCCAACCUACAUUUGUAGGUUGUUUUUAUGAAAUAUUAAUCAUAAGAUGUGCAAGUAUCAAUCUGAAUCUUAGCUGUCUAAUUUGUAAGCAAAUCUUUUUGUGUUGUUUUUAAAUGUGGUAUGAAUUAUAGCUUAAGUAAUUUAAGUAUCAUACUAUUAAGGUUAGCUUAUUCAAAUUCCAUGUCAGUCUAUGAGUUUGGCAUCUCAGUUAAGUUGUUCAAACCCGAUAUGAAUGCCUUGGGUCUUCAAAUAUCUUUAUCUGAGAUCCAUGGUAAAUACUACCAUUGUGAAGAUAAGAGGUGCCAAAAAGUGCACUACAGAAUUCUUUUCCAGGAAGUGUUCAAAUUAUAUAUGUAUGGACUGUAUGUACAUACUGUCUGUAUGUGCAUACACAUACAUAUACAUAUAUAUAUAUAUAUAUAUAUAUAU